Cooperia oncophora is the source of this 270-nucleotide messenger RNA. Lineage: Eukaryota; Metazoa; Nematoda; Chromadorea; Rhabditida; Trichostrongylidae. The record is from the annotation of a GenBank genome assembly.
AUGCCAGACAAUGAAGUUGAAGCGAAUAUAAUUGCUGUGAUAAAGGCUGCAUGUGCACACAGGAGUGCAGCAUUAGGACCAUUUAUCAACAGAGCUCUGUUGAUGACGAUUCCCGGAGAAGAACAUUAUGCGCUCAACGUGGACGAUUGGUUGCCUGUUCCCACAGAGGAAGAACUUGAAAAGCUCGAGAAGCGUCGCAAUAAGAAAGGAAAGAAGAAGGAGGAAAAGAAGGAAGAUGACGAUGAUGAGCUUCUGACGGCUGCUGCAUAA